This is a messenger RNA of Tachyglossus aculeatus (Australian echidna), 2176 nucleotides long. RefSeq names its product parathyroid hormone 1 receptor (gene PTH1R). Gene Ontology annotation, biological process: adenylate cyclase-activating G protein-coupled receptor signaling pathway; cell surface receptor signaling pathway; intracellular calcium ion homeostasis. The coding region runs from base 126 to 1847 and encodes 573 amino acids. The record is from RefSeq and is a predicted model, not a curated record. Gene Ontology annotation, cellular component: plasma membrane. The transcript has 14 exons. Lineage: Eukaryota; Metazoa; Chordata; Mammalia; Monotremata; Tachyglossidae. Gene Ontology annotation, molecular function: parathyroid hormone receptor activity; G protein-coupled peptide receptor activity; peptide hormone binding.
UCUCUCCCCGCCGGCCCCCUCCCGCCGUGGGCCCACGGGCUCCUUCCGUUGGCUUCGGGUCAGCGAGUGGCGGGAGAGGAGGCCUGGGCACCGACCGCCUAGAGUCCCCGGCCCGGCCCGGCCAGAUGGGUGCCGGGCCCGAAUCCUGCGGUGGUCUCUCGUCUCGCCCCGCAGGUGAGCGGCGGGGAAGCAUCCCGGGAUUCGGGUGUAGCUUCCCUGCUAUGGGCUCCUCUCCGGCUGAUCCGGGCCUGGGCGUCCUUCUCUGCUUUUCCCUGCUCAGCUGCGUGUCCGCACUGGUGGACCCCGACGACGUCCUUACGAAGGAGGAACAGAUCUACCUCCUCAACAGGGCCCAGGCCAAGUGUGAGAGACGCCUGGACAGCAAGCUGUACCCCUUCCCAGAUGGCUUCUGCCCACCGGAGUGGGACAAUCUCGUAUGCUGGCCGGAGGGCGUGCCUGGCAAGGUGGUAUCCGUGCCCUGCCCCGAGUACAUCUACGAUUUCAACCACAAAGGCCAGGCCUAUCGGCGAUGUGACCUGAACGGCAGCUGGGAAUUAGUGGCUGGCAACAACAGGGCAUGGGCCAACUACAGCGAAUGCCUCAAGUUUCUCACCAACGAGACCAAAGAACGGCAGGAGGUGUUUGAGCGCCUUGGCCUGAUCUACACGGUGGGCUACUCCAUCUCACUGGGCUCCCUGAGCGUGGCCGUCCUCAUCCUGGGCUACUUCAGGCGACUCCACUGCACGAGGAACUCCAUCCACAAGCACCUCUUCGUGUCGUUCAUGCUGAGGGCCGUCAGCAUCUUCGUCAAAGACGCCGUCCUCUACUCCCGCCUGGCCCUGGACGAGGUGGAGCGCAUCGCUGCCCACCAGGACCCCCAGGUGGGCACCGAGGUGCCCCCGGCCGACAAGUCGCAGCUCGUGGGCUGCAAAGUCGCCGUGACCCUCUUCCUCUACUUCCUGGCCACCAAUUACUACUGGAUCCUGGUAGAAGGCCUCUACCUGCACAGUCUCAUCUUCAUGGCCUUCUUCUCGGAGAAGAAAUAUCUCUGGGGCUUCACCCUCUUCGGCUGGGGUCUUCCUGCCGUGUUUGUGGCCAUCUGGGUGAGCGUGAGAGCCACCUUGGCUGACACCGAGUGCUGGGACCUUAGCGCGGGAAACUUAAAAUGGAUCGUGCAAGUGCCCAUCCUGGCAGCUAUCGUGGUAAACUUUAUUCUUUUUAUCAACAUUAUCAGAGUCCUCGCAACCAAACUCCGAGAGACCAACGCAGGGAGAUGUGACACGAGACAACAAUAUCGGAAGCUGCUGAAAUCUACCCUGGUGCUCAUGCCUCUCUUCGGAGUCCACUACAUCGUCUUCAUGGCGUUGCCGUACACGGACGUAUCAGGGACCCUUUGGCAAGUCCAGAUGCACUACGAAAUGCUCUUCAAUUCUUUCCAGGGAUUUUUUGUGGCCAUCAUUUACUGCUUCUGCAACGGAGAGGUCCAGGCGGAGAUCAAGAAGUCGUGGAGCCGUUGGACGCUGGCGCUGGACUUCAAGCGGAAGGCCCGGAGCGGCAGCAGCACGUACAGUUACGGGCCCAUGGUGUCACAUACCAGUGUCACCAACGUGGCACCCCGGGGUGGGGGCGGCGGCCCGCCCCUGGGUGCCCGCCUGGUGCCCGCCGCCCUCAAUGGCCAUCGCUCCCUGCCCGGCUACGUCAAGAAUGGCUCCAUCUCCGAGAACUCGGUCCCCUCGUCUGGGCCGGAGGACUUCCUCAAUGGACCAGGCCUGCUGGACGGGGCGGACAAGGCCCCGGCCCCGCCACCGCUGGCUGAGGACGAGGAAGAGCGGGAGACGGUUAUGUGACCCCGCGGGGCCUCGUGCCCCUUUAGGCCUCAUGCCCUCUGUAGGCCUCACCCACCCCAGGGUGGGCACCAGGCCCAGAGGAGGCCUAGGAACCGGGGCGAGGGCAGACUGGAUGGCACGGAGGCUCUCCCGGGACUUGUUGAGGACCACAGCGGUGCCCCUCUGGGGGGUCCCGGGCCCCUGGGGAUGGGGCACCGCUCACAGAACCGCCCCCGCCGGUGCGGCUGGCCGGGGGGCGGCGGGGACUAGACGGACAGACAGCCACUACACAUCCCCGGAGACCGGGGUGGGGGAAAAGAGGGGCCAGAGAUUAAAGAUGCCAAAACCCA